AUGUUGAAGAAGCUUCAGGUGAAGAUCACGAGGCAGAUAAGAAGAUCAUGUGAGCGGAGCCUCAGUAAUCAGAUCUUUACUGCAUCUUAUGUUUCAGGAGCUUCUGGAGCCGAGUGGAGUAUGAAUUACAUCCAGCAGGGAAUAUGUGCUUUAAAUGGAUCUACAGUGUUUAUGAACGGAACUUUUACACAUCCAGAACGUCUUACAGUGAAAAAGUCAUUUUGGGUCAUAGACCCAGUUAAGGAUGUUGAUCCACCUGAUCUGAGUGCAGGUUCAAGUUUCUCAGGCAGGGUUGAGUAUUUAGUUGAUGAAAAGAAAAACUUUGCCCUCAAGCUGAGAAACGUAAUGAAGAAGGAUGAACAUGAGUACUACUUCAGAGUCUUAACAGAUGUAGAAGGUCAGAAAUGGAUGAGAAGUCCUGGGAUAAAACUCAGAGUUACAGAGCUCCAUGUAGAAUCUCCUGGAGAAGUAACAGAAGGAGAAUCAGCAGUUCUGACGUGUAAAACCACCUGUAGUCUGACUGAUCCAACAUUCAUCUGGUACAAAGAUGGACGUCCUUUAACCACAGAGAUGAUCCAGAAGAAUCAGCAGCUCCACCUGCAGACAGUCAGCAGUGAGGAUGCAGGCAGUUAUAGCUGUGCUGUAAGAGGAUCUGAACAUCUCCCCUCUACUGCUCAAACUCUCAGAGUCAGACAUCCUCCAAAGAACGUCUCAGUGUCCAUCAGUCCCUCUGGUGGAAUAGUGGAGGGAAGUUCAGUGACUCUGAACUGCAGCAGUGAUGGAUACCCACCUGUGGAGAUCUACACCUGGUUUAAAGGAUCAUCAUCAGUAGGAACAGGAGGAACCUACAGCAUUCCCAACAUCAGCUCUGAGGACAGUGGAGAAUACACAUGCCAGAGUCGUAAUGAACUCGGAGAGAGAAGAUCCACUGCUGUCUCUUUAAAUGUUCUGUAUCCUCCAAAGAACGUCUCAGUGUCCAUCAGUCCCUCUGGUGGAAUAGUGGAGGGAAGUUCAGUGACUCUGACCUGCAGCAGUGAUGGAGACCCACCUGUGGAGAUCUACACCUGGUUUAAAGGAUCAUCAUCAGUAGGAAUAGGAGGAACCUACAGCAUUCCCAACAUCAGCUCUGAGGACAGUGGAGAAUACACAUGCCAGAGUCGUAAUGAACUCGGAGAGAGAAGAUCCACUGCUGUGUCUUUAAAUGUUCUGUAUCCUCCAAAGAGCGUCUCAGUGUCCAUCAGUCCCUCUGGUGGAAUAGUGGAGGGAAGUUCAGUGACUCUGACCUGCAGCAGUGAUGGAGACCCACCUGUGGAGAACUACACCUGGUUUAAAGAUGGUGGAGACUCACCUGUAGGAUCUGGACAGAGUUUCAGCAUCAUCAACAUCACUGCUGAUCACACUGGACUGUACUACUGUGAAGCUCAGAAUGCAGUUGGAGUUCAGAAUGGAUCUAGUCUGGUAUUGGAGACUCUAUAUCCUCCAAAGAACAUCUCAGUGUCCAUCAGUCCCUCUGGUGGAAUAGUGGAGGGAAGUUCAGUGAAUCUGACCUGCAGCAGUGAUGGAUACCCACCUGUGGAGAACUACACCUGGUUUAAGGGAUCAUCAUCAGUAGGAACAGGAGGAACCUACAGCAUUCCCAACAUCAGCUCUGAGGACAGUGGAGAAUACACAUGCCAGAGUCGUAAUGAACUCGGAGAGAGAAGAUCCACUGCUGUCUCUUUAAAUGUUCUGUAUCCUCCAAAGAGCGUCUCAGUGUCCAUCAGUCCCUCUGGUGGAAUAGUGGAGGGAAGUUCAGUGACUCUGACCUGCAGCAGUGAUGGAGACCCACCUGUGGAGAACUACACCUGGUUUAAAGGAUCAUCAUCAGUAGGAACAGGAGGAACCUACAGCCUUCCCAACAUCAGCUCUGAGGACAGUGGAGAAUACACAUGCCAGAGUCGUAAUGAACUCGGAGAGAGAAGAUCCACUGCUGUCUCUUUAAAUGUUCUGUAUCCUCCAAAGAGCGUCUCAGUGUCCAUCAGUCCCUCUGGUGGAAUAGUGGAGGGAAGUUCAGUGACUCUGACCUGCAGCAGUGAUGGAAACCCACCUGUGGAGAACUACACCUGGUUUAAAGAUGGUGGAGACUCACCUGUAGGAUCUGGACAGAGUUUCAGCGAUGACGUCCAGUACGCCACCGUUACUCACAGCAGAUCCAGACCUGUAGAGACUGCAGGUGAUGCUUCCUCUGGAGCUCCUGAUCAUGAUGAUGAUGUUCAGUACGCUACAGUCAGGACUGGUAGAAAACCUGAUGUUGUGAUCAGAUCUGACCAGCAGGAGGAGCUUCAGUACGCCAGUGUUACAUUCCACCACCGCCACGCUGAUGCUGCUGCUACUGGGUGA
Messenger RNA from Astyanax mexicanus (Mexican tetra), 2379 nucleotides. RefSeq names its product B-cell receptor CD22-like. The transcript is spliced from 11 exons. The record is from RefSeq and is a predicted model, not a curated record. Bases 1 to 2379 code for a protein of 792 amino acids. Lineage: Eukaryota; Metazoa; Chordata; Actinopteri; Characiformes; Acestrorhamphidae.